AUGGUCGGUCCUGCAAGCUCAAUGCAAAGGUUGACGGAGAAGUUGCACAGCAUGUUAUCAGAUAUAAAGCUGGACUUGGUCCCUCCAUCUCUGAUCAACUUCAUGUCGAGGCAGCUCCUUGGCAACGGUUUCAGACUUUUCAAGAAGACUAUUGGUUUGGUGGCUAAAUCAGAAGAUUACAUAAGAGUUUUAGAAGAUCCAUUGUACACUCUUAUACGUAAAGCUAUGUAUUCUACUGAUAACACUGAUGAAAAUAUCCAAGCAAGUGAACUUGCACGGCCUCUCAGAGGAAAUGUUCAUUAA
Eruca vesicaria subsp. sativa (arugula) is the source of this 303-nucleotide messenger RNA. The record is from the annotation of a GenBank genome assembly. NCBI's taxonomy places the organism in Eukaryota, Viridiplantae, Streptophyta, Magnoliopsida, Brassicales, Brassicaceae.